Molecule: messenger RNA, 960 nt
Organism: Pygocentrus nattereri (red-bellied piranha)
Lineage: Eukaryota; Metazoa; Chordata; Actinopteri; Characiformes; Serrasalmidae
Product: multimerin-2-like
Exons: 6
Coding region: 1-960 (319 amino acids)
Molecular function (GO): protein binding
Source: RefSeq, a predicted model, not a curated record
AUGAACGACGCUGAGGAUCCCAGAACUGAACCUCCAGCCACAACCUCCACCCAGCAAAGCUGCCAGUCGGACAUCCACUCUGUACUGAGAGAGAUGAGCGCUGCGCUGGCAGAGCUGAAGGUGGAGCAGAGAUACACGACGACUGCAGUGAGCAGCAUGGAGAGCAGACUGAGAGCCAGUGAGAGUCAAAUAGAGGAACUGAGGAAGAAGGUGGAGGAGGAGAGACAGAAAAAUCAAGAGGACCUGAAGAACUUGAAAAUCUCAUUUGAUAAGCAGGUGGAGAAGCUAAAAAAGGAGAAUCAAGAGAGCAAAGUGGCAUUUUCAGCAUCUCUCUCAGAAGAUGGACAUGGGCAUACUGGACCAUACAGCACUGAAUUUCCCCUGGUCUACAAACACGUCUUCACCAACAUCGGCAACGCGUAUAACCCAGCUACAGGGUUUUUCACUGUACCUGUGAGAGGAGUCUAUCACUUCAGAUUCUCAGCCCACGGAGGCGCUGGAAAAAAUGUAGGAGUGAUCUUAUAUAAGAACAGACUUCCCAUGGCCACAACACAUGCUAUUCAAUCCCAGGGCAGCGUGACUUCCACUAAUGGAGUCUCACUCUUACUGGAAAGGUCAGGAGCUUGUAUUCAGACGACUCUCAGUUUGUUGGAGGGACAGUCGGUUAGUGUGAACGACAUCACUCUGAGUCAUCAUGAAGGCAGAGAGAACCAGAUUCAGGCUGAGGAGCCCAGAAUUGAAACUCCAGCCACCACCUCCACCCAACAAAGCUGCCAGCCGGACAUCCACUCUGUACUGAGAGAGAUGAGCGCUGUGCUGGCAGAGCUGAAGGUGGAGCAGAGACACACGACGACUGCAGUGAGCAGCAUGGAGAGCAGACUGAGAGCCAGUGAGAGUCAAAUGGAGGAACUGAGGAGGAAGAAUGAGGAGCAGAGUCAGUUAAAUCAGUGUGAGCUAUGA